This is a messenger RNA of Sinocyclocheilus grahami, 1898 nucleotides long. Its product is annotated as zinc finger protein 710-like. The record is from RefSeq and is a predicted model, not a curated record. Gene Ontology annotation, molecular function: DNA-binding transcription factor activity, RNA polymerase II-specific; RNA polymerase II transcription regulatory region sequence-specific DNA binding. Bases 43 to 1653 code for a protein of 536 amino acids. Lineage: Eukaryota; Metazoa; Chordata; Actinopteri; Cypriniformes; Cyprinidae. The transcript is spliced from 2 exons. Gene Ontology annotation, cellular component: nucleus. Gene Ontology annotation, biological process: regulation of transcription by RNA polymerase II; embryo development.
UACCUGAGUCGUGACGUUGGAAGGGGCGUGUCUAUACCGAAGAUGGCGGAAAGCUACCUGCAGUCGAUGGAAGAGCAGGAAGUUCCUCUGGUUCGCUGCUAUUCUAAAGUGAUGGCGCAUGCAGUAGACGUCAGCACUCAGACUGACCCGGUGGUGGUCCUGUCCCUGGCCCAGGCUGCUGUGCUGGGACUCAUAUCACAGAACGAAAUCUUCGGAGCCACAAUUGCCCCAAACGGUUUCUACACAGGAGAGGGACGUGAAGGCCCCGCUCCUCCUGCAGAAUCCAUGGAGUAUGAAUAUGCAGAUCAGCUAAUUGGAGCCAACGGAGACUAUCUAUCCGAGCCUCACAGGGAGAACAGGGGGCCAGAAGGGCUCUACGGUGCAGAACGCAGGCGUCCAGGACCCCGUGGGAGGACCAAGAGGCCCUUGAGUGAAGGAACACCAGAGGAAUCCACGGAGAGGUCUCCGGACACACCGAAUCAGGUGAAAGGAGAGAGGUCUGAGUUCUCCAGCUCAUGUUAUCUCUCGAAUCCCCAGCAAUCUAACAAUGAACCAGAAGUGUUGGACCUAGCACCUCGGAGAGUGCCAAUGAAAGAAGAGCAGUGUAGCAAAGACUACCCUGAGCCCUCGAGGGAGCCAGCCAUCCAGCAGGUUGACUCUGACACUCAGACACAAGCCCACCAAAGCCCUGUGGGGCAUGGAAAAGCGUUGGUGGAGUCCUCUGAGGGAGGACGGGGAAAGGAGGAGAAACAGGAAGAAGAGGAGGAGGAAGUGGAGGAGAGAGCACUGAACCUGAAAACCACAGAGGAGGAUGUGAGCCCAGCAAUGAGGCGCUACUAUGAAUCCAGUGUGACAGGAUAUGAGGCUGCUGAGAUGGGCCUGCCGGGAGACUAUGAGGAGGGCAGCCAGGCCAUGAUGUGGACGGAGGGUGAGAACUCCUUGGGUAGACGGAUGCAGAUCGACCGGCUAGAUAUUAAUGUGCAAAUCGACGAAUCGUACUGUGUGGAUGUGGGAGAAGGCCUGAAACGCUGGAAGUGUCGCAUGUGCGAGAAGUCCUACACUUCGAAGUACAACUUGGUUACGCACAUCCUGGGUCACAAUGGCAUCAAACCACAUGAAUGUCUGCAUUGUGGAAAGCUCUUCAAGCAGCCCAGCCAUCUUCAGACGCAUCUGCUAACGCACCAGGGGACGCGGCCACACAAGUGCACCGUCUGCAAGAAGGCCUUUACCCAGACUAGUCACCUUAAACGGCACAUGUUGCAGCAUAGCGAUGUCAAGCCUUACAGCUGCCGCUUCUGCGGCCGAGGAUUUGCCUACCCUAGUGAGCUACGUACUCAUGAGACCAAGCACGAGAGCGGCCACUGUCAUGUUUGCACGCAAUGCGGCAUGGAAUUCCCCACUCACGCCCACCUCAAGCGCCACCAGGUCAGCCACCAGGGCCCGACAACCUUUCAGUGCACUGAAUGUCAUAAGUCCUUCGCCUACCGUAGCCAGCUCCAGAACCAUCUGAUGAAGCACCAGAACGUGCGUCCCUAUGUCUGCUCGGAGUGCGGCAUGGAGUUCGUGCAGAUCCACCACCUGAAGCAGCACAUGCUUACACACAAGGUACUGACACAGCAGGCCCUCGAACACAAGGUACUUAAACCUCAUUAGUUUUCGUAAUCUCCCCGCAACCAUCCUAUUAGAAAUUACUCCCCAGUGACUUUGAGAUCCAAACCCCAUCUACAUUUUCCCACCACUACAUGUUCCCAUAAAGCUGUAGGUUAAUGCGUCGUCUUCAGUUGUGUCUCAGGUAUUGCCACCAAGUUUCUAUGUAAAUGGAGCCGUCUCUGACAGUCCCUUCCAGCCAUCCAAUCCGCCUCCUACCCUGCCAACUCAUCCCGUUUCCCUGUCCCUUG